AUGGCGGUGGAGUGCGGCGGCGAGGGCAAGGCGGACUGCAGGAAGACGCCGUGGACGGCGGAGGAGGACGAGGCGCUGCGGCGGGCGGUGCGGGAGCACGGGCGGCGGAACUGGGCGGCCAUCGCUGGCGCGGUGGCCGGCGGGCGCGGCGCCAAGUCGUGCCGGCUGCGGUGGUGCCAGCACCUGGCGCCGGAGCUGGACUGCCGCCCCUUCACGCCCGAGGAGGACGCGCGCAUCGUCGAGCAGCAGCGCGUGCACGGCAACAAGUGGGCCACCAUCGCGCGGUACCUCCAUGGCCGGUCCGACAACGCCGUCAAGAACCGCUGGAACUCCGCGCUCCGCAAGGCGCAGCAGGGCAGCCCCGCCGCCGCGGCGCAGGAGGACGCCGCCGAGGACGAGACGGCGGCCCCGGCGUGCCUCGAUCUGUUCCCGUUGAGCGCCGGGGAGAUGAGGGAGGCCAAUGCGGCGGAUCGGUUGGGGGUUCGUGAGGAGGCGGAGGACGCGGCGUCGAUCGGCCUUACGGUAGGGUCGCCGGGGCUGAGCGACGCGGAGCUGGCACUGAGCCUGGGGCCCGUGCGGCCGCCGCUGAACCGGGGAGUUUUUCGGUUGUUUCUCUAA
This is a messenger RNA of Panicum virgatum (switchgrass), 618 nucleotides long. Its product is annotated as transcription factor MYB77-like. Gene Ontology annotation, biological process: regulation of DNA-templated transcription. The record is from RefSeq and is a predicted model, not a curated record. Bases 1 to 618 code for a protein of 205 amino acids. Gene Ontology annotation, molecular function: RNA polymerase II cis-regulatory region sequence-specific DNA binding; DNA-binding transcription factor activity, RNA polymerase II-specific. NCBI's taxonomy places the organism in Eukaryota, Viridiplantae, Streptophyta, Magnoliopsida, Poales, Poaceae. Gene Ontology annotation, cellular component: nucleus. The transcript has a single exon.